Molecule: messenger RNA, 2547 nt
Organism: Daktulosphaira vitifoliae (grape phylloxera)
Lineage: Eukaryota; Metazoa; Arthropoda; Insecta; Hemiptera; Phylloxeridae
Gene: TM9SF2
Product: transmembrane 9 superfamily member 2
Exons: 15
Coding region: 101-2077 (658 amino acids)
Biological process (GO): protein localization to membrane
Cellular component (GO): membrane
Source: RefSeq, a predicted model, not a curated record
CUAUUGCUUAGAUAGGAUUUCUGUUUCAGCGCAUAGGGUACAGAAAGGGCCGGUGACGAUAUUUUGUACUGAAUUUGCGUGUCAUUGCAAUAAUCUAAACAUGAAAUCUUCCUUUUUGACUUAUGUGACAUUGCUUUUUUGCCUAAAUCAUUGUGUGUGGACUUUUUAUCUUCCUGGAUUGGCUCCAGUCAAUUACUGCAAAGAGGACACCUCCCAAUGCAAAAGCAAUGUUGAAAUGUAUGUGAAUAGAUUAAACUCUGACGAGUCUGUUAUACCUUAUGAAUACCACUAUUUUGAUUUUUGUACAUCUGAUGAAAGUAAAUCCCCAACAGAAAAUUUAGGACAAGUACUUUUUGGUGAAAGAAUUAGACCUUCCAAAUAUAAAAUUUCUUUUAUGAAAGAUGAAUCUUGUAAGAAACUUUGUACUAAAAAAUAUGAUCCAGAAGAUUCUAAAAGUCAAAUGAAACUUUCAGUUUUAAAACGAGGAAUGAGUUUAAACUAUCAACAUCAUUUUAUUGUUGAUAACAUGCCAGUAACUUGGUGUUAUCUUAUGGAAGAUGGACAGCAAUAUUGUAGCAUAGGUUUUCCUAUGGGAUGUUUUUCACCAUCAAAUAGAAAUGAAAAUAAUCUGUGUGCUAGCAUACUUGGUAGCAACACUUUAAAACCAAAUACUUAUUACAUCUUUAAUCAUUUAGAAUUUACCAUCACUUAUCACAGUGGUAAAAAUGAAGAAUGGGGUUCAUCAUUUGGUUCUGAAGGUGGCAGAAUUAUUGCUGUAAAAGUAAAACCCAGAAGCAUAAAGCAUACAGACGAUAACUUGAACUGUGAAGAUUCAUUAAAUUUUAUGGACAUACCUUCAGAUAAAAUAAAAACUGAAUUAAGUAUAACAUAUUCAUACUCUAUUAAAUUUGAAAUAAAUAACACUGUAAAAUGGUCUUCACGUUGGGAUUAUAUAUUAGAUUCUGUACCACAUACCAAUAUUCAGUGGUUUAGUAUAUUAAAUUCAUUGAUGAUUGUAGUUUUUUUAUCUGGAAUGGUUGCAAUGAUUAUUUUAAGGACAUUACAUAAAGACAUUGCUAGAUACAAUCAAAUUGAUGCGGGUGAUGAUAUUAAAGAAGAAUUUGGAUGGAAACUAGUCCAUGGUGAUGUAUUCAGACCCCCAAGACGUGGAAUGUUAUUAUCUGUUUUUGUGGGUUCAGGUGUACAAGUACUCUGUAUGACUGUUGUAACUUUGGCAUUUGCAUGUUUGGGAUUUUUGUCACCUGCCAAUAGAGGAUCAUUGAUGACAUGCUCAUUAGUAUUGUAUGUUUUCCUUGGAACACCAGCUGGAUAUGUAUCGUCAAGAAUUUAUAAAAGUUUUGGUGGUGAAAAAUGGAAGACGAAUAUCAUAUUAACUUCUAUGUUUUGUCCGGGAGUCGUAUUCUGUUUAUUUUUUAUUAUGAACUUGGUUUUAUGGGCCAAAGUAAGCUCAGCUGCAAUUCCUUUCACCACAUUAUUAGCUUUAUUAGUAUUGUGGUUUUGUGUUUCUGUACCUUUAACAUUUGUUGGUGCUCUCUUUGGAUUCCGUAAAAGGCCAAUAGAACAUCCAGUAAGAACUAAUCAAAUUCCUCGCCAAAUACCAGAACAAACAAUUUAUACCCAACCAUUUCCAGGAAUUAUUAUGGGUGGUGUUUUACCUUUUGGUUGUAUAUUUAUACAAUUAUAUUUCAUAUUGAAUUCUUUAUGGUCAAAUCAAAUAUAUUACAUGUUCGGAUUCUUAUUCCUUGUUUUUAUCAUUCUUAUUAUAACAUGUUCAGAGACUACUGUAUUAUUAUGUUACUUUCAUUUAUGUGCUGAAGAUUAUCACUGGUGGUGGAGAAGUUUUUUGACCAGCGCUUUCACAUCAUUUUAUUUGUUCCUAUAUUGUGUACAUUAUUUUAAAACCAGGCUCAAUAUAGAAGGGAUUGCUUCAACAUUUUUAUACUUUGGAUACACAAUGAUAAUGGUGUUCCUGUUCUUUUUAAUGACUGGUACUAUUGGGUUCUUUUCUACAUUUUGGUUUGUAAGAAAAAUAUAUAGUGUUGUUAAAGUUGAUUGAAUAUGUGUUUGUUCAGCCAAAAUGUGUAAUUUUUUGUAUUAUAUAAAUUAUAUAUACAAUGUCCAUGGAAUAAAUUUAUUUAUAUUAUUUUGUAUUAAAUCUUCAUUGUGUAAUUCAACCAUUAAAUAUGUUGAUUGCUUGAAAUUGUUUGCAAAAUAGAUGCCCCCAGAGAAGAGAAUUUUUUUUUUGUAUCUGUAAAAUUUUUAAUUUUUAUUUCUAUUAUGGUAAUUUUUUUAAUUUUUACAUGUACUUAUUAAAUUAAUUAAAAAAAUAUGCAAUAAAUUUAAAAACUGAUAUUUGGUUAUCUAAUUCAAAGUUUUCUGAAUUUGCGAUUAUUUAAAUUUUGACUAUGUCUAAUAAAAUAAAUUACUUUACUAGUAUUAUUAUAAGAUUAAUAGUUACUGUCUAUAUAUUUUGUUUAUAUAGAAAAAUUCAGAAUUAGUAUUUAUGUAAUCGUUUUUUCCAGCACA